GUGGGUGCUGGAGGGGACGCGGCCACCAGUGGGGACGCAGCCACCGGCGAGGACACAGCCGUCCACAAGGACACGGACACCGGUGGCUCUCCGGGCCCAGGGAAGGUGGUGCCACACGCCUGGUGGGUGGCACAGGGGCCACCAAGCUGAUCUGUGGUGGAAGGCAAUGGUCCCAGUACCCAACAGCACAGCGGUGGUGUGGGGUGGUGAGGCGGCAUGGCCGGAGCCAGAGCGGUCACCCUGCAUGGUCGGCAUCUUCCCCAUCGUGUAUUACAGCGUCUUGCUGGGGCUGGGUCUGCCAGUGAAUAUCCUGACUGCUGUGGCCCUGUCCCGCCUUGCCACAAGGACCAAGAAAUCAUCAUACUGGUACCUGCUGGCCCUGACCACCUCUGACAUACUCACCCAGGUCUUCAUUGUCUUUGUGGGCUUCAUCCUGCAGACAGCCAUCCUGGCCCGGGCGGUUCCCAGUGCCUUCAUCCACACUGUCAAUGUGCUGGAGUUCACGGCCAACCAUGCCUCCAUCUGGGUCACCGUCCUUCUGACCGUGGACCGCUACGUGGCCCUCUGCCACCCGCUGCGGUACCGUACCGUCUCCUACCCACAGCGUACCCGCAAAAUCAUUGCGGCCGUCUUUGCUGUGGCACUGGCCACAGGCAUCCCUUUCUACUGGUGGCUGGAUGUGUGGCGUGAUGCUGACCCCCCCACGGCCCUGGACAUGGUGCUCAAGUGGGUGCACUGCGUCACCAUCUACUUCUUGCCCUGCAGCAUCUUCCUGGCCACUAAUUCUAUCAUCAUCUGCAAGCUGAAGCAGCGGAGGUGCUCAGGGGGUGGGCGACCCCACCUAAGCAAGACCAUGGCCCUCCUCCUGGCUGUCACCACCACCUUCAUAGUGCUCUGGGCUCCCCGGACCAUCGUCAUGAUCUGCCACCUCUACGUGGCCUCAGUCAAGAGGGACUGGCGUGUGCACCUGGCCUUGGACAUCGCCAACAUGGUGGCCAUGCUCAACACCACCCUCAACUUCUUCCUCUACUGCUUCGUCAGCCAGACCUUCCGUCGCACAGUGGGCGAGGUGCUCCGGGUCCACCUCCGGCACAGCCCCAGGUCUGGCAGUGGUCGCUUCCCACCUCCAGCCCUGAAACCACUGGAGCUGCUGGCCAGCACAGCCCUCUGAGCUGGAGCUGCUGCCAGCCGGGACUGCUGCCAGCCAGAGCAGCACUCAGCUAGGGAUCCCAGUGCUCACCCAGCCCCAUGCAUCGCCCUGGGGCCUGGCGAGACCCUGGCCUGGGGACACUGCCCCUGCAACGCCCGCCCUCCGCAGAGCUGGGCAUUAACGCAGGUGCUGGUGGUAGUGACGAGAGGAGGCGGUUGUGCCCAGCUGUCAGGUUGCGCUCUUUUGGGGCCAUUGGGCUGUCCUGCCUGGUGGCAGCACCCGCUGCACCCCAGGGACCCCUGCCCACUCCCUGAGCCCCACUGGGAGAGGCAGCUCAGCCCUGCCUGUGCUCAGUCCCUCAGUUGGUGUUCGGGCCCUGAGGAAACUCAGCCACGAGGCAUCAAAGACAUGCCCCAGCUCAGUGGCCGAGCUGUUGCCUGCUCCACACAUACCCCCAGGCUGGGCUCCUCACUGGCCCUGCAGCUGUGGUGUUCAUGGGGCUUCCAUGGCUGGCCAUGACCAAGGAGUGUGGCCAUGUUCUCGGCUGCUCUCCUGCAUCAGCUCCAGCCCAUGCUGAACCAACACACCGAAGGUCCUGGGAAACCCAGCGGGCAUGGCUGCCCUGUGGUGAGGGGUGAUGGGUGCAGGUGAGUUCCUGCAGGCCCUGGCAGGGGCAUGGUGCCCACUGGGUGCCUGUGGGACAGUUGUUUCUCCAUAAACUGCUGUGC
Molecule: messenger RNA, 1878 nt
Organism: Phalacrocorax carbo (great cormorant)
Lineage: Eukaryota; Metazoa; Chordata; Aves; Suliformes; Phalacrocoracidae
Source: RefSeq, a predicted model, not a curated record